Molecule: messenger RNA, 1815 nt
Organism: Xyrauchen texanus (razorback sucker)
Lineage: Eukaryota; Metazoa; Chordata; Actinopteri; Cypriniformes; Catostomidae
Product: N-acetylmuramoyl-L-alanine amidase-like
Exons: 5
Coding region: 162-1601 (479 amino acids)
Biological process (GO): peptidoglycan catabolic process; defense response to Gram-positive bacterium; detection of bacterium
Molecular function (GO): peptidoglycan immune receptor activity; zinc ion binding; peptidoglycan binding
Source: RefSeq, a predicted model, not a curated record
GUUUGCCGAAAUAGCAGAAUGCACUGCAUGAUUGGUUUGUUUGUACGUCAAGACCCUCAUUGCAUGAUUCAGACUAUCCUGCCUCCUGUGUUCCAGCAUAUGUACAAGUCGAACAAUCAAAUCAAACACGUAGUAAUGAGCAGUGACAUUUAGGACUAAGAAUGAUACCAGGAACACUGUGGAUUAUUGCAACGGCUGGCAUAUGCUUAGGCAUUCAGAGUGCAGUUACAGCAGAUCAUUUGAGGACUAUGGAGCUCUUUAUAACAGCUUUCCACCACUUAGAAGAUUUAAACCCAAGAAUGAGUUCACUGGCUUUAGUGACAAGUCUACACAAGAUUGCAAGUGAUAAUUUCACGUACAGUUUGGAGUCAUACGACAAUCACACUGCUAUUCACUCUUCAAACUCCAACAACAGUUUUAUCCCUCAGCUGCUGAAUAUGAACAGAAAGCUCUUCAAUUUCUUUAACCAUACCACUCACCAUUUUAUAACAGACGGUCACGAGGAGAGGGGAGUUGUCCUGACUCCUGAUGGAACGACUGUUGCCCUCGCUCCCCUCCUUCAUGGUAUUGAGCUUGGCCUACAAGCUAAGGAGGACAGUAACCAGACUCAUGGUUUCUACCUACUCCCAUUGGCCAAGAGCCUAAGCUUGUCAUUUCUGCAGUUUCAGAAUUCAACAAAGUUUGAGUGGCUUGGCCCUGAUGGUUGUUGGGACAAUGUAUUGGCUCCUAUAGUUUUCACUCUUGCAGGGGUACCAUCUUUGGCCACUGAUGCUCUGGUCCAUGGAGGAAUGGAUGGAGCCAUACUAGGGAAGCACCUUUCUGUUGUUAAUAGCUAUGAAAUAAAAUUAAGUGAAAUGCUGAGGAGCUAUUACUCAGGCAGCAUGGAGGAGUUGGGUCACUGUGAUACUGCUCUGAGAGGCCGCUAUCGCAGACAGAAUUUUCAAAAGAUUACGAAUCCAUCAUUGCUUCAAGAGAAGGUAGCAGAAGCAUUACAAAUGAAUCGACAACAAGGGGACACUGUGGUGGAGAAUAUUACAGAAGAGGGAAUUAAAGAAUUUGUGUUGCGAUAUAUGGACUGCCCUGCUAUCAUUCCGAGAUGUAUGUGGGGAGCAGCACCGCCCAGUGUUCCCCUCGUUCCUCUGUCUCCAUCCCUACCUUUUCUGUAUAUUCACCACACAGCGAUUCCCAGCCAACCCUGCCUAAACUUUCAGAUGUGUUCCACAAAAAUUAGAGCAAUUCAACAAUUCCACCAGAAAGAUCGUGGUUGGUACGACAUCGGCUACAGCUUUUUGGUUGGGUCAGAUGGGUACAUCUACGAAGGUCGAGGUUGGAUGUCACAAGGGGCUCAUACUAAAGGACGAAAUACUGUAGGGUAUGGGGUUGCUUUCAUCGGGAACUACGAUGCCCAUUUACCCUCCAAUUACACAAUGGAGCUAGUGCGCCAUCAUCUGGUCAAAUGUGGAGUGCGGAGUGGAUUCUUGCAGGAAAAUUUCACCAUGCUGGGUCACAGACAAGUAGUAGACACAGGGUGCCCAGGGGAUUCCCUGUAUGCUGAGAUAAAAACUUGGGAACACUACAGAAAUAUGGAUCCUUUAAAGUAACAAUGAGGACAUCUGCUGUCACUGACAUGAUAUGACAAGGCUUACAGUGCAUGACUUUGUUUUUUCACAGGCUGUGAUCAUACCACCACUUAACCCUUAAAUAUAUGGCUAUUUUGCCAAACAUUAUUACAGUACAUCCCUCGGAUCUUUAGUAACCCCGCACUUGUAUUUAUCACAAAUGGAUCUACAAAAUCCCCAGAUGGUGUAACCUUGU